ACCGUUUGAGCGGAGGGGAAUCCAACAGUACAAGGAGGUGUGGUCCCUUGGCAUAGCUGAAGAGAAGGUUCAGGAGACAUACCCCCUUCGUAUUGGUAAUGAUGACAUCAAGGGACACUACAAGAUGGUUAUCAAAGACCACAUCGCCUACCGCUAUGAGAUCCUGGAGCUGAUGGGUAAGAGCACCUUCGGUCGAGUCCUCAAGUGCAGAGACCACAAAACCCAGCAGCUGGUCGCCAUGAAGGUCAUUGCGAACGACCAGAGGUUUGCAGAUGAGGCGAUGGCAGAGGUGGAAAUUCUGGAGCUGCUCCAGAAGAAAGAUGAGCUUGACGUGGCCAACGUCGUCCACAUGAAGGAGCUCGUCCACUUUGAUUUGUGACGUGUUAUUCUGUAAUCUCUUCCAUGUUUGCAUGUCAAUAAAUCUGUUUUUUGUUUGUUUAAUACUGGCACUAAAUGUAAAUACUGUACAUACUUUGAAUGUGAAGGUACAUACUGAACUUACUGUGCCUACAAUGGGCCAGGGCAGUGGCGUUGCAUUACGCCUAAAGGCUUUUCCAACAGUAGGAACUGCUGAGGUCAACAGCUUACUGCAGCUAUCAGAUGGAAGAUGUCUGCCUACUAGCAUACUGAAGAGAUUGCACUCUUUUAUCACUCCCUUCUAUUGUUUUAUUUUAUAAUCCUUUUAAUUUUUGCAUGCCACCAAAUCGUUGUCUUUAUACUGUACAUACUGUGCCAACAAGGUUCAAAAGUAAAUUGUUCCAAG
Molecule: messenger RNA, 763 nt
Organism: Gadus chalcogrammus (walleye pollock)
Lineage: Eukaryota; Metazoa; Chordata; Actinopteri; Gadiformes; Gadidae
Product: dual specificity tyrosine-phosphorylation-regulated kinase 4-like
Exons: 3
Coding region: 125-379 (84 amino acids)
Biological process (GO): peptidyl-serine phosphorylation; peptidyl-threonine phosphorylation
Molecular function (GO): ATP binding; protein serine/threonine kinase activity
Source: RefSeq, a predicted model, not a curated record